AUGGAACAAACUCCGAUCAACGAAGACUCACCCGUCAGCAAAAAGGCCGCCAUGAAGCAAGAGAAGCUUCGCCGGCCCCAAGAGCAACAAGCCCUGGCCAUCGCAUCUCGCUCUCUUGCCGUUGACGACGAGCUGGACCAGCUCGCAGCCAACUACGGAGAGUUUCCGCUACAAUUGAAGACAGUGGAGAACGUCAGCCGACGGACCCAGGUUGCCGCUCUGACCAACGCAUUAGAGAACUGCUCGGUGCGGAUUUGA
This is a messenger RNA of Prunus armeniaca (apricot), 258 nucleotides long. Lineage: Eukaryota; Viridiplantae; Streptophyta; Magnoliopsida; Rosales; Rosaceae. The record is from the annotation of a GenBank genome assembly.